AUGGGCGCGUCGAGUUCUCGCAGCUCUGUGCCUCGUUGGAACACGUUACACGAACGCGGUCGAGGAAAAGAAGAAGCAGACGCGAGAGGAAAAGAGACAGAAGAAAACGAAGACGUCGAGAAAGGCUUGUGUGGGUGCAAGAAAAAGAAAAAGACGAACGCGAAGUACGGAAGCAAUCACACGAAUACGAUUCAAUCAAAGGAGAAGACGAAGAAAAAGAAGGAAGAAAACUACGACGCGAUUAUAGGAGAUGAGAACGACGAAGACCGGCGACGUCGGUCGCGAUACGACGGACGGAGUUCGCAGUCGGUUUCGAGCGAAGACGAGGACGAAGUCGCGAAGCGAUUGCAAUACGAAAGCCUAAGCGCCAAGACGAAGAAAGGCACGCACGGGAGCAAAGAGAGUUCGUUGAAAAGCAGCGAGAAGAGCAGUAAGAAGCAACUGAGGAAGGAAAAAGAGCAGUUGGCGAUGAAUGCAAAGUUGUACGAUCUGGAGAAGCAAGAAAUUCUCGCGACGAGGAAAAAAUUAGCCGACGAAGAAGAGUUGGAAAAAGGCAGAAGGAUGUGGUUGUGUUCUGGAAGUCCGUGGGUUUCCAGAGUUGCGGUUUGCGUGUUACUCGUAUUAGUGGUAGUUUUAGCGACUAUUUUAGGCACCGAGUUGCAUUAUUACGAGAGAGGCUUGGCGUAUUUCAGAGGCGAAGAGUACAUUCCUCCGAUGGCGUACGACGGCGGGAGGAGUAGGAGGAAGAAAAAGAACUCUCGAAUCGACGACGAAGUGGAAGACGAAGACGAUGUAGAGCUGGGCGAGAACGAAGAGGAAGAGGAUGAUUCGGAGUUUGACGAGAACUUUGAUAAAGACGGCGGCGCUGGAGCGGCGCUUUCGGUAAACGAGCGCGAGAUUAAGAUGGCGAAGAAAUUGAUGCAAAAAGUGAGAAACUCCAAGACGCUUCCGAAAGAUCGCAAACAAGUCGAAUUGAGAGGAUUGAACGAAACAUUGACGAACUUACAGAUUGAAAGAGUUGAGCUUCUGAACGAAUUCGAUGAUAGCGAUGACGCUAAGUCCUCCUCUUCUGUCGCUAAGGUUGGUUUAAGCGGCGAAAUGGCGAAGAAGAUUGCGAAUAAGAACAGAAUUCUGGAAAACAACGAUCGAGACAAGACGGGCGCGUAUUACAACGCGAACGCACCGUUUAGGUACCCUUGGGGAGGCACGUCGCCUGGUACGAGUCAUUCAGAUGAAUCGAGUUCUUCGUCAAAGAAGGGAGGGCUCACCGAGGACGUUUCCGAGCAGGACAUUCUUCGCGGACAACACUUUGACGCGGACUUGCGAGGUAACGCGAUGUCGCGCGAGGAAGUCAAGUUGUCCGUCUCAGAUUUCAUCGCGCGUUUGAAAGAGAAAGAAGGCGUAAAAGGGUGGUCGAAGAACGUGAGAGAUACGGUCGCCUCGGACGAUUUUGCGCACAGAAUCGCGCGAUCGAUGGUAAACGACGUCCGAGGCGUUUCGGACGACGAGGACAUUUUGUGGUCGCACGCCGACGACGUUGCGUUGCCGGAAAAUUCGGAUAUCACCGAGGACGACGUAUUAUCUCGUCUAGAGUUGGAAAAGAAACUCAACGCCGUCGAACAAAGUCUCGCAGAGGAGAAAGGUAAAGACGAGUGGCUCGCGAGAACUGCCGCGAAGAACUCCGUCGACAAGUUUCUCAACGAAGCCGAUUUGAGAGGACGGAUCGAGAGCGGCGAGGUCGAUCCGGAAGUUCUCGAGAACUUGAUCGAAGCCGUGCAGCAAAGCGAGAAGUCCAAUAUCGACACCGUGAACACUGUUGAGAACGACGUCAUGAAGAAACUUCAUCCGGCGAAGAAAGCAAAGAAGAAAUCAUCCGCGAACAAGAAAAAUAGCGACGCCGACGACGUUCAAGAAGAAGGAGAGAAGCCGAAGGAAUCGCAUCCAAUGUCUCUCGAUGAUUUAUUCGAUAUUCCCACGGAUGGUUUGGACACCGGCGGCGACGACGACGACAACGAAACCGGAUCGAAGAAGAGCAAGAAAAAAAGCAUCAUCAGUAGUAAGAAUCGUAGCACUAGCAGCAGUAGCAGUAGUAGCAAAAAGAACGCGAAGAAGAGCAGCGGCGGCGACAUGAAAAAAGCAAAGAAAGGAAAAGAGGAAGAAAAAGUAGACUCGCCUUCGCCGCCCGAGGACGGGAAGAAAGGUUUACUGGACGAAAUCUGA
Bathycoccus prasinos is the source of this 2220-nucleotide messenger RNA. RefSeq lists its product with no specific name. The record is from RefSeq and is a predicted model, not a curated record. Lineage: Eukaryota; Viridiplantae; Chlorophyta; Mamiellophyceae; Mamiellales; Bathycoccaceae. Bases 1 to 2220 code for a protein of 739 amino acids. The transcript has a single exon.